Molecule: messenger RNA, 1386 nt
Organism: Mycotypha africana
Lineage: Eukaryota; Fungi; Mucoromycota; Mucoromycetes; Mucorales; Mycotyphaceae
Product: DHHC palmitoyltransferase-domain-containing protein
Exons: 9
Coding region: 60-1250 (396 amino acids)
Biological process (GO): protein targeting to membrane; peptidyl-L-cysteine S-palmitoylation
Cellular component (GO): endoplasmic reticulum; Golgi apparatus
Molecular function (GO): protein-cysteine S-palmitoyltransferase activity
Source: RefSeq, a predicted model, not a curated record
GUUGUGCCUCUUACACUUUAUUUCUAACAGAGCUGGUCAGUCCUUCCUUCAUCAGUGAAAUGAAUUUAAUCAUUUCAUUGCUCAUAUUUCUGUCUAUUUUCGGUUUGAUUGUCUUUGCUUUAUUGUUUGGAGAAUCACCGUCGCUAAGAAAUGGAUUUAUUGGAAAGCUUAACCAUUUCCUAACAGCAUCACUACCGACAACUAUAAAUUGGCUGUUACAGCAUACUAUUGGAUUAAAAAAUACCGCUAGAUUGGAUCGAUUAUGGGCGUAUUGUUGUGAAAGUCGAAAUCCAUUUCUACAAAUAUUCUUUGUAGGGUUAUCGUCUUUAUCUAUUAUUUUAUUCUUGUACAAUGCAUUACCUCAUAUGCCUGGGCCCUAUGUACAUAAAGUGCACGUGUACUUUAUCAUUCCCGUUCAGAUCAUUGCUAUUUACUUAGUCUAUUAUUUGGCCUGCACUGUCGACCCUGGGUUUCUCACUAAGGAAAACUUAAAACAACAUCUAGACUAUUAUAAAUAUGAUGGGUUAAUUUUCAAAUCAGACAAGAUAUGCUCGACAUGCAAGUUGCAAAAACCUGCAAGAAGUAAACAUUGUUCAUUGUGUAAAGGAUGUAUAGGAAAAAUGGAUCAUCAUUGCGCCUGGAUUAACCAAUGCGUAGGAGAGAAUAAUCAACGUUAUUUCUUCUACUUCCUUUUCAUAUUAAUUGAAUUCUGUACUUAUGGUGCUUAUUUAUCGUUUCAAAUAUAUCGAGGCAUGAUCAUUGAAUGGGGACUGGAUCAAGCUUUUGAACAAGAUAAACUUACAGGAGAACACAAGCGAUUGACAUUCCGUAGGGCCUUUCUGUAUGUACUUCAUCGUGAUAGAAUAAUAGGCGCUAUAGGCAUAUUAGCCAUUGUUGUAGCAACAGUCGUCUUCUGUUUUACUGUAUAUCAGUUAUACUUGGCAGGGAGAGGAAUAACUACCAAUGAAGCUUUCAAAUGGGAAAUGAUCGAAGAAGCCAUUGACAGAGGAGAGAUCUAUAAAGUAGUCAGGGUUCCUGCCUCUUCAAGCAGUCUAUCCGACAAUAAUAUACCCUCAAAGGUGACAUCAUUGAAUGACACGUAUGUUAAGAAAUACCAUAAAAACGUAAAGAAGAAUGAUUACAUUAAGCAAGAGAGAAAAGUAGAAAGCUUCGAUGAAAUAGAAAAUAUUUAUGACAAAGGUUUCUUCAACAACUUGAAGGAGGUAUUCAACCCGCCUAAACUUGUAUAGAUUACGAUUAGACAUGAUUUUUCUUAAAUAAUUCUAAACCCAAUGGGUACACAGAUAAACUACAUAUCAGAAAAGUACCGUGAGCAGAUCAAAAUAUGUCAUGGAAUUAAAAAACCCUUAAAGGGACAAUGAGGAA